Messenger RNA from Peromyscus leucopus (white-footed mouse), 2432 nucleotides. RefSeq names its product R3H domain-containing protein 2-like. The transcript has a single exon. NCBI's taxonomy places the organism in Eukaryota, Metazoa, Chordata, Mammalia, Rodentia, Cricetidae. The annotation marks the transcript as partial. Gene Ontology annotation, molecular function: nucleic acid binding. The record is from RefSeq and is a predicted model, not a curated record.
CCCGUGAGGUGAACUGCCCGAGGCUACCAGUGUCCUUCCUCAGUGUCUCAAAGUCAUACUUGAUAUAGUUCUUACUACUUCACCUGGAUGGAUGAGCCAGCAUAUCUGAGCUAGAAAUCAGGUUAAACUUGUUUCUUAAAUGAGAUGCCAUCCCAGCACUGGACUCAUGGGGACUGAGCGUUUCCUCAGGAACCCAUAGGAGCUGCUGUAUUUCACUGUAGAACAUGUCUAACAGUAACACUACUCAGGAGACUCUGGAAAUAAUGAAAGAAUCAGAAAAAAAACUGGUGGAAGAAUCUGUAAACAAAAACAAAUUUAUAUCUAAAACUCCAAGUAAGGAAGAAGUUGAGAAAGAGGGGGAAGACACUGGUUCACGCCAGGAGACACAGAGACGGACAUCAGGCCAUGGUCAUGCCAGGAAAAGAGCCAAGUCUAAUUCCAAGCUCAAGUUGGUACGGAGUCUGGCAGUAUGUGAGGAGUCCUCCACUCCAUUUGCUGAUGGGCCACUAGACACCCAGGAUAUAAUUCAGUUGCAUAUCAGCUGCCCCUCUGACAAGGAGGAAGAAAAAUCCACAAAGGAUGUCUCUGAAAAGGAAGACAAGGACAGAAGCAAAGAGAAGGCCCCAAGGAAGAUGCUGUCCAGAGACUCCAGCCAAGAAUAUACUGACUCCACUGGAAUAGACCUCCAUGAAUUCCUUGUCAAUACACUGAAAAAGAACCCAAGGGACAGAAUGAUGCUGCUAAAAUUAGAACAGGAGAUUCUGGAGUUUAUCAGUGACAACAACAACCAGUUCAAGAAGUUCCCUCAGAUGACCUCAUAUCACCAGAUGCUAUUACACCGGGUAGCUGCCUAUUUCGGGAUGGACCACAAUGUUGAUCAAACCGGGAAAGCUGUCAUCAUCAACAAAACCAGCAGCAUGAGAAUCCCUGAACAGAGAUUCUCAGAACACAUAAAAGAUGAGAAGAAUACAGAAUUUCAGCAGAGAUUCAUUCUCAAGAGAGAUGAUGCCAGUAUGGACUGAGAUGAUAACCAGAUCAGAGUUCCAUUGCAGGAUGGAAGGAGGAGCAAGUCAAUAGAAGAGAGAGAGGAGGAAUAUCAAAGGGUCCGAGAGAGAAUAUUUGCCCGAGAGACUGGCCAGAACGGAUAUCUAAGUGAUGUCAGGGGGAACCGGGAAGGGCUGAGCCGCACCUCCAGCAGCCGACAGAGCAGCACAGACAGCGAACUCAAAUCCCUGGAGCCGCGGCCUUGGAGCAGCACAGACUCGGAUGGCUCCGUCCGCAGCAUGCGACCUCCUGUCACCAAAGCCAGCAGCUUCAGUGGAGUCUCCAUCCUCACCCGAGGUGACAGCAGCAAAGGCAGCGGCAGUGCAGGGAGGACCCCCAGGCCAGGUAUGGCACUAGGUGCCCCAGAAGUGUGCAGCCAGGCCACCUCACCCCAGUCUGUCCGGGGCCUUCUCCCUUGUACUGUCCAGCAGCAGCAGCAGCAGCAGCAACAGCAGCAGCAGCAGCAACUUCCUGCUCUCCCACCCACUCCUCAGCAACAGCCACCCCUGAGUAAUCCCAUGAUCUCACAGGCAGAUGACCUCAGCAACCCCUUUGGACAAAUGAGCCUUAGCCGCCAAGGUUCUAUUGAAGCAGCUGAUCCGUCCUCAGCUCUGUUCCAGCCCCCACUCAUUUCCCAGCAUCCUCAGCAAGCUAGCUUCAUCAUGGCUUCUGCAGGACAGCCCCUUCCCACUUCCAACUAUUCCACCUCCAGCCAUGCACCACCUAGUCAGCAAGUCCUGCCUCCCCAGGGCUACAUGCAGCCCCCUCAGCAGAUCCAGGUUUCUUACUACCCCCCUGGACAGUAUCCUAAUUCCAACCAGCAAUAUCGACCUCUCUCUCACCCGGUGGCCUAUAGCCCCCAGCGCGGUCAGCAGCUGCCUCAGCCAUCCCAGCAGCCCGGUUUACAGCCUAUGAUGCCUAACCAGCAGCAGACGGCUUACCAAGGCAUGCUUGGGGUCCAGCAGCCUCAGAACCAGGGUCUACUCAGCAACCAGAGGAACAGCAUGGGAGGCCAGAUGCAAGGCCUCGUGGUUCAGUACACUCAACUGCCUUCAUACCAAGUCCCAGUGGGCAGUGACUCACAAAAUGUGGUCCAGCCACCUUUCCAGCAGCCCAUGCUGGUCCCUGCCAGCCAGUCUGUUCAAGGAGGCCUCCCAGCCGGGGGUGUGCCCGUGUACUACAGCAUGAUCCCACCAGCUCAGCAGAACGGUACGAGCCCUUCUGUGGGGUUUCUCCAGCCUCCCGGCUCUGAGCAGUACCAGAUGCCUCAGUCCCCCUCCCCAUGCAGCCCACCACAGAUACCGCAACAGUACUCAGGAGUGUCACCUUCUGGACCAGGUGUGGUGGUCAUGCAACUGAAUGUCCCUAGUGGACCCCAGGCCCCCCAG